Gavia stellata (red-throated loon) is the source of this 339-nucleotide messenger RNA. It is a transcript of the gene C9H10orf53, whose product is annotated as chromosome 9 C10orf53 homolog. The record is from RefSeq and is a predicted model, not a curated record. Lineage: Eukaryota; Metazoa; Chordata; Aves; Gaviiformes; Gaviidae.
AUGGCGCGGGGCGCGCGGGUCAGCGUGCGGCACGCGCCUCCCGCCUGCGGCACGGGGGGGAGCCCCGCAGCAGCCGGCUCGUUCGGCAGCACCAGCCGAGGCCCCAGACCGCCCUGGGGCCGCCCGGCCCGGCCCGCCCCGCGGCUGGGAGCCGCUGUCCUGCAGGCAGAUGGACAUCAGCUUAUUCUGGAAGAGAUACCAGACUGGAACGCCAUAGAGCUGGUGGUCAAGGGGGAGACUGUAUGUCGCUGCAACAUCAAUGACCUGGAUUUUGGAGGUGAUGGCAAGUUGGAUCCACUUUGUGAAGAAGCCAGAAAAGCAGUCUUGAAUGCUUACUGA